Xenopus laevis (African clawed frog) is the source of this 2842-nucleotide messenger RNA. RefSeq names its product myotubularin-related protein 8 (gene mtmr8.L). Bases 295 to 2223 code for a protein of 642 amino acids. Gene Ontology annotation, cellular component: cytoplasm; nuclear envelope. The transcript is spliced from 14 exons. The record is from RefSeq and is a predicted model, not a curated record. Gene Ontology annotation, biological process: phosphatidylinositol dephosphorylation. Gene Ontology annotation, molecular function: phosphatidylinositol-3-phosphate phosphatase activity; protein tyrosine phosphatase activity; phosphatidylinositol-3,5-bisphosphate phosphatase activity. NCBI's taxonomy places the organism in Eukaryota, Metazoa, Chordata, Amphibia, Anura, Pipidae.
CAUUAAUAGGAGGGCUCAUCAAAAGGGAAGGCGAGGCUAAAAGUAAUAAAAGAGAUAGCAGGUUACAAAAGUAUCAUUUGCAUAUACUGUACGUAUGCGUAGCAAUGUUUUACACAACGUGGUCAUUUUAACCAAGCCAUUGGCGUCCUAUUCAAAAUCUCGCGAACUUUGAUCUCCGCCAGUGACGCUUCUGAUCACAUGACUCGUGAAAGGGCCGACAGGAAGAUGGCGGGCAGCGCAAGAGUAGGAUGGGCGGGGAACUUGACAAGGAGGCGGUGAGGAGCUCAGGUAGCCAUGGAACACAUAUCUACUCCGAAGGUGGAGAAUGUAAAGCUGUUUGACCGCUACACAAAUAAGAGACCUGCCGUUGGGACUUUGUAUUUAACAGCAACUCACCUCAUUUAUGUGGAAUCUGGAGUUGGAGCCCGUAAGGAAACAUGGAUUCCACAUCACCACAUUUCCUUAGUGGAGAAGCUGGCACUUAACACCACUGGUUGUCCUCUUGUAAUUCGUUGCAAGAAUUUUCGAGUGGCGCAUUUUGUCAUCCAGCGAGAAAGAGAUUGCCAUAAAGUGUACACGUCGUUGCUCAAGCUUUCCCAACCAGCAAAAUAUGAAGACUUGUAUGCAUUUGCAUACAAUCCUACCCCAGACAAAGCUGAUCGGGCUGUGGGGUGGAAACAAGUUGCCCUGGAGGUGGAAUUCCUUCGAAUGGGCAUCCCUAAUGAGUUCUGGACACUGACUGACCUUAAUAAGGAUUAUAAGGUUUGUAGCACCUAUCCAACCUGUCUUGUUGUACCAAAGGAAGCUACUGAAGCUACAAUUCUUGGGAGUUCCAAGUUCAGAAGCAGAGGGCGGUUUCCUGUGCUGUCGUAUUAUUUCAAAGAUAACAAUGCUGUGAUUUGUAGGUGUAGCCAACCUUUGUCCGGCUUUAGUACUCGCUGCGAGGAGGAUGAGAAAAUGCUGGAGACAAUCGGCAAGGCCAACCCCGGAAGUCCCUUCAUGUAUGUUGUAGACACAAGGCCCAAGUUGAAUGCAAUGGCUAACAGAGCUGCGGGGAAAGGCUACGAGAAUGAAGACAAUUAUCCUAACAUUCGAUUUAAGUUUAUUGGGAUUGAAAACAUUCAUGUUAUGCGCAACAGCCUUCAAAAACUGUUAGAAGUGUGUGAAAUGAAAAGUCCCUCCAUGAGCAAUUUUCUGACUGUCCUUGAGAACUCUGGAUGGUUACGGCAUAUUAAAGCUGUGAUGGACGCCGGUGUUUUCCUGGCAAAGGCAGUGGAAGACGAGAAUGCAAGUGUGUUGGUUCACUGUUCUGAUGGUUGGGACCGAACAGCUCAGGUGUGCUCACUAGCCAGCAUUCUGUUGGAUCCUUUCUACAGGACUGUCAAAGGAUUUAUGUUUCUUGUAGAAAAGGAGUGGAUAUCUUUGGGACACAAGUUUACUCAAAGAUGUGGCCACUUAGACGUGGAUCCCAAAGAGGUUUCACCUGUAUUUACGCAGUUUAUUGAGUGUGUGUGGCACCUCACUGAGCAGUUUCCCUGUGCCUUCGAGUUCAACGAGAGGUUCCUACUGGAGAUCCAUGACCAUAUUUUCUCCUGUCAGUUUGGCAACUUUCUUGGAAAUUCCCAGAAGGAACGUGAAGAACUAAAGAUCUUUGAAAGGACUCAUUCUCUGUGGCCAUUCCUCUUGCACCGGAAACAAGAGUUUGUGAACCCCUUAUAUGCACACACGGCCUACAAAACACUUCGGCCAAUCACUUUACCAUUUACCUUCAAAUUCUGGUGUGGAAUGUACAACCGCUUUGACAAAGGAAUGCACCCCAGGCAGUGUGUCUUGGAUUACCUGCUAGAAUGCAUGAAAAAGAAAGCCACACUGGAGAAAAGUGAGAUGGAGUUGGAAAAUAAACUUGCUGCACAGGACAUCCCUGAAAAAGGACCCUGUAUAUCAUCCAUGCACUUACAGAUUGUACCUACAACUGAUGAAAUACCAAAUAAAGACAUUCCAGAACUCUCUAAAGAAGAGACCAAGGCACAGCUCUCAAAUGGAUCCAUGACAGAUAGUGUCAGUCAUUUAUUUGAGACCGUGGAGAACAAACAGUCAGUAGCCAAUGGUCAUAAUGUUACUGGAGAAGAGGACAGGACUUCCACUUGUAACCUUUUACCUUCAACUGGGAAAUUAGGCACUGGCACUAUCAUUACUCAGUCUGGAUCAUCACAGGAGAUUUGAAUAGGUCUACCAACUGUCCUUACCGUGAGUUAUAUCCAUUAAAAUCCCACAGGACAGACACGAUGCAUGUAUACAUCUUAGCAUAUCAUUUAGCUAAGAGUUCUAAAGGCCAAGUGUGGCUGAAAUACAACAGUCUAGUCAUCUGCUGACGUAUCUUAUCUGGACCAAGAUCUCCUCCUCAUAUAGUAUUUGUGAGCCAUCUAAAAGGCAUAUUCUUCCAGGAUAAGCUCUAAGAAAAGGGGAAAAAAUUAUAGCAGAAUGAUAUGCAAAUACUAAUGGACUCCAGUGUUUGCCUUUGGCAUUAAAAUGAUUAAGAAUGAGGUGGAGGAUUGCAAGACGACAGCAGAUGCUCCUAAGGUGUGGGGUUAUUAUAGAUGCCUUUCAUUACAAACAAAAUGUGCCUGUAAUAGGUUUAUAAAAUACUGAGCUAACAUUUCAUGCCAUGUUAAUUGUUAACAUAUAUGCUUUCUGUAGCCAAGUUUAUUGCUAAAAUGGAUGACAGUGGGGUUUUUUUUAUUCAGUAUAAUUUAAAGCCACUGGGCAAGGUUUUUUCUGAGAAUAAAGUAGGGAUAUUAGUGUUCUUGGAAAUCUGUUGCUAAAUAACUUCUUUUUCACUUUU